CAGUUGGCUGUCAGCUGAGUUACUACCUAGUACUAGUAGUAGAACUGUAGAAGCCUGAAGCCUACUAGAAGGAACUUUGAAAGUACCCUAAUCAGGUGAUAAGCGAAGGACCCACCUUUUCCCUUGCCCACACCCAACUUUGGAAUUGCGUAUCUAAAAUCAAUGGAAACUUUUCUGAGCCGAACUUGACAAAACUCCCACACAUUCAACUUUUACACUUCAAACCUCGUCACACCGAACCUCCCAACAGAACUCGAAGGCUCAGUCUCCGCCCAAAACCGCGGUUAAAUCGAUUGAUUUCUCGUGUUCUUCUCAUCUCUUAACAAAUCAACAAAAAUGAAGCACCUCGCAGCUUUCCUCCUUCUUGGCCUUGGUGGCAACACCUCGCCCUCCGCUUCCGACGUCAAGGAAGUCCUCGAGUCCGUUGGUAUCGAGGCUGAUGAAGGCCGCCUAGAGAAGCUACUGUCUGAGCUUGAGGGCAAGGACAUCAACGAGCUCAUCUCUGAGGGUUCCAGCAAGCUUGCUUCCGUUCCCUCUGGUGGUGCUGGUGGCGCCGCUUCUGGUGGCGCCGGUGCUGCCGCUGGCGGUGCUGCUGCCGCUGAAGAGAAGGCCGAGGAGAAGGAAGAGGAGAAGGAAGAGUCCGACGACGACAUGGGAUUCGGUCUGUUCGACUAAGCGGCCUUCACCUAAGGUUACGACAACGAAGUCAAGUGAAAUCGGAGAAGUGGAACAAAAAUGGGCUCUGGUGGUUAUGCAUGGUAUUCGGGGUGGAAUGGUCUACGGUCAAUGGAUUCAUGCAAAAAAGGGUUCUAUUAGGGCUAUCGAGACUUAAUCCAGUCCUGCUUCUCUGAA
Molecule: messenger RNA, 852 nt
Organism: Hypoxylon fragiforme
Lineage: Eukaryota; Fungi; Ascomycota; Sordariomycetes; Xylariales; Hypoxylaceae
Product: 60s acidic ribosomal protein-domain-containing protein
Exons: 4
Coding region: 337-675 (112 amino acids)
Biological process (GO): cytoplasmic translational elongation; translation
Cellular component (GO): cytosolic large ribosomal subunit; ribosome
Molecular function (GO): structural constituent of ribosome
Source: RefSeq, a predicted model, not a curated record